AUGAAUUAUGUUUUGUGUUAUUGCAUAACGUGUAUAUAUUUACUAAAAUUUAUUUUUAAUUACAGUCAGGAAGCUACUCCUUUGUCUAAAAAAGCACUAAAAAAGCUUGCUAAAGAUGAAGAAAAAGCAUUAAAAAAGAAAGCAAAACAAGCGGAAAUUGAAUCAAAACAAGAAAUUGAAGGAGAUGAUUAUUCAAAAGAUUUCUAUGGAAAGAUGCCAAUGAUUCAGUCGGCAACAAAAGUAUGCAGAAAACUGGUACCAGUCAGUUCUCUCGAACAUGAUCUUGGAGACAAAAAAGUGUGGGUUCGAGGUCGCUUACACACCAGUCGUGCUAAAGGUAAACAGUGCUUUUUUGUUCUGCGCCAAAGACAGUAUACCAUUCAGUGCCUUCUCUCUGUUUCAGAGACCACUAGCAAACAGAUGAUUAAAUUUGUUGCAAGUAUAACUAAAGAAUCAAUAAUUGAUGUAGAAGGUUUCAUAAAAGCUUCUCCUCAGAAAAUUGAGAGUUGUUCACAGAAAAAUGUUGAACUCCAUGUUACGCAGGUAUUUGUUGUGAGUGCAGCAGAAGCAAGACUUCCUUUGCAAAUUGAAGAUGCUUCAAGGCCAGAAAAUGAAAAUGAUCCAGAAGGUUUGAACAUCCACGUCAAUCAAGAUACUCGCCUUGACAACAGAGUGCUAGACUUAAGAACAGCUGCCAAUCAUGCUAUUUAUGCUGUACAAGGUGGUGUGUGUUCUUUGUUUAGAGAGUUUUUAAUUGGAAAAGGUUUUAAAGAAAUACACACCCCAAAAAUUAUUUCAGCUGCUAGUGAAGGAGGAGCAAAUGUUUUUGAAGUUACAUAUAUUGAGGGUAGUGCUUAUCUUGCCCAGUCUCCUCAGUUGUAUAAACAAAUGGCUAUUACAGCUGACUUUGACAGAGUUUUUACUAUAGGAUCAGUGUUUCGAGCUGAAAAUUCGAAUACACACAGGCAUUUGUGCGAAUUUAUUGGUUUGGAUCUCGAAAUGGCCUUUGAUUAUCAUUAUCAUGAAGUACUUGAUCUAAUUGGAGACAUGUUUGUUGAAAUAUUCAAAGGAUUAAGAGAUAGGUAUUCUGAAGAAAUAAAAACCAUUCACAAGCAGUUUCCAGCAGAACCCUUUAAAUUUUUACAACCAAGCUUACGUCUAGACUAUUCACAAGGUCUUGAACUUUUGCGAGAAGCUGGUGUUGAAAUAGGAGAUGAAGAUGAUCUCAGUACUCCUGAUGAAAAGUUGCUGGGAAAAAUUGUUAAAGCUAAAUAUGAUACAGAUUUUUAUAUAUUGGACAAAUUUCCUUUGAAAGUCCGUCCGUUUUAUACAAUGCCAGAUCCCAAUAAUCCAAAAUUAUCAAACUCAUAUGAUAUGUAUAUGAGAGGAGAAGAAAUUAUAUCCGGAAGUCAGCGUAUUCAUGACCCUGAUUUCCUUCGACUGAGAGCCACAGAACAUGGCAUUAAUUUAGAAAAAAUCAAAAGUUAUAUUGAAUCAUUCAAAUAUGGUGCACCACCUCAUGCUGGUGGGGGUAUAGGUUUGGAGCGAGUAACAAUGCUUUAUUUGGGAUUAAACAAUAUUAGGAAAACAUCUAUGUUUCCAAGAGAUCCAAAACGUUUGACGCCUUGAAUCAAAUGCCAAAUAUGAAAUUAUAAAUAAAAAUUUUUAACAGGCUCC
Molecule: messenger RNA, 1677 nt
Organism: Stegodyphus dumicola
Lineage: Eukaryota; Metazoa; Arthropoda; Arachnida; Araneae; Eresidae
Gene: AspRS
Product: aspartyl-tRNA synthetase
Biological process (GO): aspartyl-tRNA aminoacylation
Cellular component (GO): cytoplasm; cytosol; aminoacyl-tRNA synthetase multienzyme complex
Molecular function (GO): ATP binding; aspartate-tRNA ligase activity; RNA binding
Source: RefSeq, a predicted model, not a curated record